Molecule: messenger RNA, 2023 nt
Organism: Filobasidium floriforme
Lineage: Eukaryota; Fungi; Basidiomycota; Tremellomycetes; Filobasidiales; Filobasidiaceae
Product: putative galactose transporter
Exons: 9
Coding region: 110-1771 (553 amino acids)
Biological process (GO): transmembrane transport; carbohydrate transport
Cellular component (GO): membrane
Molecular function (GO): carbohydrate:proton symporter activity
Source: RefSeq, a predicted model, not a curated record
ACUUCGAUUCACAACCGCAGAUCAUCUGGCCUUGUUCAAGGAAGAGUGCUAUCCUUGCCCGACUUUGUGUCUUUCUUCAACAACCUCUUUAAACACUUAGACGACCAAAAUGGGCGGUGGAGGAGCUGCUGGUGCCGAUGCGGCUUUCGGCAUCCCUACCCAGGGACCUUCGGGAUUUAGGGGUCUCGUCAGUAACAAAAAGGCGUUGGGUCUCGCGACCUUCGCAUCGUUGGGUGGAGUGUUGUACGGAUACAACCAAGGAGUGUUCGCACAAGUGCAAGUGAUGUAUGAUUUCCAACGAAGAUAUCAAGCGGUCUUGGGUGAUCCCGAUCUCAGUCAAGAAGCUCUCGACGAUAGCGUCGACGCCGUCAAGAAGGGUUUACUUACCUCUAUCCUUGAAUUGGGAGCUUUCGUCGGAGCCCUUAUCGCUGCGCCGAUUGCCGAUAAGAUCUCUCGUAAACGCUCGAUCUCGAUGUGGUGUGUAGUGUUCAUGCUCGGAACAGCUUUGCAGGUUGGAGCGAACGACAACAUCGAUUUCAUCUGGGCUGGACGAUGGAUCGGUGGUAUGGCCGUCGGAGCACUGUCGAUGUUGGUGCCCAUGUACAACGGAGAGCUCGCGCCUCCCGGUAUUCGAGGAUCUCUUGUCGCGUUGCAACAGCUGGCCAUCACGUUCGGUAUCUUGAUCAGUUACUGGAUCUCAUACGGCACAAACUUUAUCGGAGGAGAGGCAGCCUGGAGGAUUCCCUUGGCUCUGCAGCUGAUCCCCGCCAUCGUCCUCUGCGGUGGAGCCUUCUUCCUCCCGUACUCGCCUCGAUGGUUGAUGUUGCGUGGAAGGGAGGAGGAAUGUUUGAUGACCUUGGCGAACUUGCGAGAUGCCGAACCCGAAUCGCUUCUCAUUCAAUCGGAAUACAUGGCGCUGCAGGCCGAGCAGUUGGUCCAGGAGGACGAGAAGCACGAGCGAUACGGGCCUGGAAAGAGCGAGUUCUACUAUGCGAUCCGGGAUUACAAGCGACUCUUGACUACCAAGACUUUGCUCCACCGAUUGUUUUUGGGAGCUUCCGCGCAGGCUCUCCAGCAGUGGUCAGGUAUCAAUGCGGUCAUCUAUUACGCGCCUACCAUCUUCAGGUCCAUCGGUUUGCCUGAGAGUAUGACCGGAAUUCUCGCCACCGGUAUCGUCGGAGUCGUCAACUUUGUCUUCACCAUCCCUGCUGUGCUCUUCGUCGACAACUGGGGUCGAAAGCCCACACUGCUUCUGGGUUCCCUUUCGCUCGCCAUCUGUCUCGCCAUCAUCUCCGCGAUCGUCGCUCAGUUCGGUGACAAUUGGACUGCCAACCAGACCGCUGGAAACGCCGCCGUCGCCUUCCUCUACAUCUACAUCGCCAUCUUUGCCGUCACGUGGGGUCCCCUGGCUUGGGUCGUCUCGACUGAAGUCUUCCCCCUGUCUCUUCGUGCCAAGGGUAUGGGCUUCUCUUCCGCCGUCAACUGGCUCAUGAACUUCGUCGUCGCGACCAUCACUCCUAUCGCCUUGCAAAACAUCGGAUACGGCACCUACUUGCUCUUCAUGGCGUUCAUGAUCCUCGGAGUGUUAUGGGCGUUCUUCUUGCUGCCCGAGCUCAAGAACAGGACUUUGGAAGAGAUCGACGCAUUCUUCCGAGACCAGUCCGGUGCCGAGGAUGCCGCUCGUCGUCAAAGGAUCGCUAAACAGAUCGGAUUGGACAAGCUCCCUGUCCAGGAGGUCAAGCACCAGGAAGAUGUUUCGCACGCUGCUUAGAGACAGAUCUUCUCUUAAAUCUUGUAUACAUGAAACGCCGCGUCAGCCCUGUGGCGGAUAUCCGCUCAUUAAUUCGAAUAGCUCAAGCGGUCCGAUCUUGCGAUCGGUGACGUCCACGUAGACGGUGUCCAAGGAGUACCUGCUGUUUUCUCUAAGCCGAUGGUUCUUGUUAGAUAUUGCAAAUACUCGAAAGGCAGAAGGUUCCGAAACGUGUUCUUAUCCUGGAGAUGGUAAACAGUUGGAUGUCCGUUG